AUGGAGGUAAACACCAAGGUAACCAAGUCCAUGUUGGUUGGAUUCAAAUCUCAUCCAGGAUUACAACUCUUCCUCUCUAUUCUCUUCUCAACAAUGUAUGUUGUCACUGUGGUAGGAAAUGCCUGCAUGAUCCUCAUCAUUAGAAUGGACUCCAGACUGCACACUCUGACAUACUUUUUCCUUGAGAACUUGUACAUCUGUUCUUCUUCUGUCAUCACUCUCAAAGCAGCACUGACAUUCUCACUGAGCAGAAGAAUCAUCUCUUACAAUGGCUGUGCAUCUCAAAUGUUGUCUCUCUUUGGUACAAUGGAAGACUUCUUCCUUGCUGUGGUGGCUUAUGGUCGCUUCACUGCCAUCUGCAAUCGACUGCUGUACCAAAUCAUUAUGAAUAAAAGACUUUGUGUUUUCAUGGUGGUGGGUGCUUAUCUGUCAGACUGCAUCAAUUGCACCAUCCGGACAGGUUUUACAUUCAGGUUGUCCUUUUGUGGGCCAAAAAAAAUAAACCACUUCUGUGAUGUUCCUGCAGUGAUGAUUUUUGAAACACACUUGUCAAUGAAACAGGGCACUGCCUUAGUGGUUUUUAUCUCCUACAGUUAUAUAAUCAAUAUUGUCCAAAUGCCUUCAUCUGAGAGCAUGCACAAGGCUUUCUCCACUUGCUCUUCUCAUAUGCUGGCGGUGAACUUGUUAUUUGGCACAUCUUCACCUGACAAAAAGAACAUUAUCUCUGUUCUCUAUACUAUUGUUAUUUCCAUGCUAAACCCUUUCAUCUACACCCUCCGAAACAAGAAGGCAAAAGGUUCUCUGAAAAAGCAGUUAAAAAGGACAGGCUUUUUUAAGUACCUUUACAAAAGAUACGAAUGA
Cariama cristata (Red-legged seriema) is the source of this 861-nucleotide messenger RNA. RefSeq names its product olfactory receptor 482-like. NCBI's taxonomy places the organism in Eukaryota, Metazoa, Chordata, Aves, Cariamiformes, Cariamidae. Gene Ontology annotation, cellular component: membrane. The transcript has 3 exons. Gene Ontology annotation, biological process: G protein-coupled receptor signaling pathway; sensory perception of smell. Gene Ontology annotation, molecular function: odorant binding; G protein-coupled receptor activity; olfactory receptor activity. The coding region runs from base 1 to 861 and encodes 286 amino acids. The record is from RefSeq and is a predicted model, not a curated record.